Messenger RNA from Lichtheimia ornata, 12363 nucleotides. RefSeq lists its product as uncharacterized. Lineage: Eukaryota; Fungi; Mucoromycota; Mucoromycetes; Mucorales; Lichtheimiaceae. The record is from RefSeq and is a predicted model, not a curated record. Gene Ontology annotation, cellular component: fatty acid synthase complex. The transcript is spliced from 11 exons. Gene Ontology annotation, biological process: long-chain fatty acid biosynthetic process. Bases 1 to 12363 code for a protein of 4120 amino acids. Gene Ontology annotation, molecular function: enoyl-[acyl-carrier-protein] reductase (NADH) activity; fatty acid synthase activity; holo-[acyl-carrier-protein] synthase activity.
AUGAGUCAACCACAUCAAGUAUUGCGCCCUCUUUCUGUUAAGCAGAACAAGACUGAAGUAUCCAUUUUGGUGCCUGCCGAUAUCUGGGUCUCGGCCGAACAGCUCAAAGAAGAAUUCCCCAUCGAAGAGGAUGAGAUUGAUGAGAUCGAAUUGGCAGCCCGUUUUAUGAGCUUUGCUGCUAAGCGUGCUUCCAAGGAACAACAAUUUUUGCCUGUAGCAAGGACAGCUUUUAUUGAUUUCCGUGGCCGAUAUCUUAAGGACAAUGACGUACAUGCCAUCACUCGCAACCUUUCAUCCGAGUCCCGUUCAGUGAUCAUUAGUGCUUAUUUCACCUCGUUGGUUGUUCUCAAAGACAGCAAAGCACUCUCAGCUGAGGAAGCUACCCCAUCCCAAUCGGCGUUGUUUGCUGCCGCAGCUCGUGGCGAUACCAAGAUUUUUGCAGCCUUUGGGGGUCAAGGCAACAUUGAGGAAUAUUUUGAUGAAUUGGCAGAUAUUUGGACAACAUACAAUGGUUUGGUGCGUGGAUUCGUAGAAAGGAUGGCCAUUGUUUUGGCUGAACAUGCUCGCAGCUCUGAAGCAAGUGUAUUUCAUUCCAAGGGUCUUGAUGUCGUGCGCUGGUUAGAAAACCCCGAGCUACGCCCUGAUCUACAAUAUUUCGUUUCAGCACCUGUCAGUUUUCCUUUGAUUGGUCUUACCCAACUUCUCCAUUACUAUGUCAUGCUCAAGGUGCUGGAUCGCUCUCCUUCAGAUAUCAAACAAUAUUUGGCUGGUACCACCGGUCAUAGUCAAGGCAUUGUUACCUCUGCUGUCAUUGCUUCAUCCAACACUGAAGAAGAAUUUGUACGCAAUGCUGAAAAGGCACUCGGCUUGCUUUUCUGGAUCGGCACUCGUGCACAACAAGUUUUCCCACCCACUACGCUUAAUCCCACCAUCCUUGAAGAUUCCAUCAACAAUAAUGAAGGCAACCCCACCCCAAUGUUGGCUAUCACUGGUCUACGUGAGGAGCAAGUCCGCAAACAUUUGGAUGCCACCAACGCACAUCUUGCACCAGACCGCCAAAUCAAGGUGACCCUUGUCAAUGGUCCUCGUUCAUUCGUUUGCACUGGUCCACCACAAUCCUUGUAUGGUCUCAAUCUUAGCUUGAGAAAGCUCAAGGCACCAGCAGGCCUCGAACAAUCUCGAGUACCAUUUUCUCAACGCAAGCUUAAAUUCUCUUCCCGAUUCUUGCCGAUUACAGCUCCUUUCCACAGUGAUUAUUUGGCACAGGCUGGUGAAAUUCUCAAACAAGAUAUUCAACGUGAACAGCUUGGAUUUGAAGCAAAGGAUUUGAGUAUUCCAGUAUUGGCUACUGAUUCAGGUGAUGACCUUCGCAACUCCAAGGACUUGACACUCGAUUUGGUGUCUCUUAUUUGUGCACGUCCCGUCCUUUGGGAGAAGGCUAUUGCUCUCAAGGGUCUCACGCAUAUUAUCGAUUUCGGCCCCGGUGGUACUUCGGGUAUUGGUGCCUUGACCCAUCGUAACAAGGAAGGUACAGGUGUCCAAAUCGUUUUGGCUGGUGCUCUUGAAGGCAACAACCGUGAUUUGUCGUACAAGGCCGAUUUGUUUGAUUCGGAUAUUCGUGCUGUCACUUAUUCUCAAGAUUGGGCCAAGGCUUUCCAACCCAAGCUUGUAAAGACAUCAUGCAAUGGUCGUAUUCAUGUUGAUACUCGCAUGUCACGUCUCCUUGGCAAGCCCCCACUUAUGGUUGCUGGUAUGACUCCUUCCACUGUCAGCGCCGAAUUUGUAUCAGCAGUAAUGAAUGCCGGCUACCAUGUUGAACUUGCUGGUGGUGGUCAUUACAAUGAAAAGAUGUUGCGUAGCAAGGUGGAUGAGAUCAUGAAGCAAACUCGUGCUGGUGAAGGCAUCACUCUCAACAUUUUGUUCUUGAACGUACGCCAAUGGGGUUUCCAGUAUCCUUUGAUCCAAGUCAUGCGUAAGGAAGGUCUCCCUAUGGAGGGUGUUUGUGUUGCUGCCGGUGUUCCCAGCUUGGAUGUAGCCAACGAGGUCUUGGAGAAUUUGCAAAAUGCUGGUAUUCGCCAUGUUGCAUUCAAGCCUGGUAGCAUUGAAACCAUCCGUCAGGUUGUUUCCAUUGCUGCAGCUAAUCCCAACAUGCCUAUUAUCAUGGAGUGGACCGGUGGUCGUGCUGGUGGUCACCACAGCUUUGAGGAUUUCCAUCAACCCAUUCUUGAGACUUAUGCUUCUAUUCGUCGUCAACCAAACAUUGUUCUCGUUGCUGGUUCUGGUUUUGGUGGUGCUGAUGAUACUUUGCCCUAUCUUACCGGUGAUUGGGCUUUGCAAUUCGAUUAUCCUCCUAUGCCAUUUGAUGGUAUCCUCUUUGGUUCUCGUAUGAUGGUGUCUAAGGAAGGUCUUGCAUCCCCUGCUGUCAAGCAAGCUAUGGUGGAUGCUCCUGGUGUUGAUGAUGACAACUGGGAAAAGACUUACAAGGGACCUACCGGUGGUGUGAUUACUGUGCGCUCUGAAUUGGGUGAACCUAUUCACAAGAUUGCUACUCGUGGUGUGCGUUUGUGGAAGGAAUUGGAUGAAAGCAUCUUCAACCAACCCAAGGAAAAGCGUCUUACUGCUUUGCUUGCCAAGAAGGAUUAUAUCAUCAAGCGUCUCAAUGCUGAUUUCCAAAAGGUGUGGUUUGGCAAAAAGAAGAAUGGUGACGUUGUCGAUCUUCAAGAAAUGACCUACGUUGAAGUGGUAUCACGUAUGGUGGAGCUUUUGUACAUCAAGCUUGAACAACGUUGGAUCGACAUUUCUCACCGCAACCUUGUUGGCGACUUUUUGCGUCGUGUGGAAGAACGUUUCUCAACCUCCGAAAAGGCAUCGCUCUUGCAAAACUUUAGCCAACUCGACAACCCCAACGACUUUGUGCCCGACUUUUUGGCUCAAUUCCCUGAGGCUGAUACUCAGCUCUUGACCUCUGAAGAUGUGUUGCACUUUGUCACCUUGUGCCAACGCCGUGGUCAAAAGCCUGUGCCUUUCAUUCCUGUCAUGGAUAAGGACUUUGAGGUGUGGUUCAAGAAGGAUUCCUUGUGGCAAUCUGAAGACCUUGCAGCUGUCGUCGAUCAAGAUGUUCAACGUACUUGUAUUUUGCAUGGCCCUGUUGCUGCCAAAUACGCCACUCGUGUCGAUCAACCUGUGGGUGAAAUCCUUGGUGACAUUUACACCAGCCACAUUGCAAGCUUGAAGGAACGCUAUUACAACAACAGCGAUGCAUCCAUUCCUCAAAUUGAAUAUCUUGGUGGCUCUGAUAUCCAAGUCAACAAGAGCAUCGAGCCUGCUUCCCAAUCGGCCACUGAAAUUGUGUAUGCCACUGGUGAAAACGAGUCCGCUUUGCACAAGGAAGAUGAAUGGUCUCAAGCUAUUGCUGGUGCUGAGUACAACUGGUUGCGUGCUUUGUUGACUUCGCAAUUCAUUGUGCAAAACAAAAAGUUUGUUGACAACCCUCUCAAGCACUUGAUUCGUCCUCGUCCUGGUCAACAAGUUGUUGUCUCUCGUGAUAGCAAUGGCCGUCCUGUUGCUGUCAAGGUUCAAGACAAGCGUCUUUGGAGUGCCACUGGCAAGACCAAGGACUUUGUUACUUCCGUUGAAGUCGCUGUUUCAGGCAGCCGUAUCAAUGUUACCAUGUUUGAGAAGCGUGGUGAUGAUUUCAUUCCUUUGAACUUGCACUUUGACUACAAGCCCGAACUUGGCUACGCUCCUAUUCAUGAGGUCAUGGAGAGCCGCAAUGAUCGCAUUAAGGAAUUCUAUUACAAGCUUUGGUUUGGUGCUGAUAACAAGGAUGACUUUUUGAAUGUCCCUGUCACCGAAAAGUUGAUUGGCACUGGUGAAUCUGUCAAGUCUGAUGAGAUCAAGGAAUUCUGCCAAGCUGUUGGUAACCAAGCUGAGAUUUACGUUGAUCGUGGUCAAAAGGUCAAUGCUCCUAUGGACUUUGCCAUUGUUGUCGGCUGGAAGGCUAUUAUCAAGGCUAUCUUCCCCAAGGUCAUCGAUGGUGAUUUGCUUAAGCUUGUUCACUUGUCCAAUGGCUUCCGUGUGCUUGAAGGUGGUACUCUUCUCAGUGUUGGUGAUGUUGUCGACACCUAUGCCCAUAUCAAUGGCAUCAUCAAUGGUGAUUCUGGAAAGACUAUUGAGGUCAAGGGUGUGAUUGUUCGUGAUGGCAAGCCUAUUCUCGAAGUCGUCAGCCAAUUCUUGUAUCGUGGCCAAUUUGAUGACUAUGAACACACCUUUGAACGCAAGGUUGAGACUCCUAUGCAACUCAAGUUCAAGGACACCAAGGACAUUGCUGUUCUCAAAUCCAAGGAAUGGAUCGAGUGGACCGAGGAAUUGGAGAACCAUGAGUUGUCUACUGAUAGCACCCUUAUCUUCCGCCUCAACACCGAAGUGAAGUAUAAGAACAAGAAGGUUUAUGCCAGCGUUCAAACCAAGGGUACUGUUUCGAUGCAAAUUUCGACCAAGGAAUUUGUUCAAGUUGGCAAGGUUGAUUAUGAAGCUGGUGAAAGCCAUGGUAACCCUGUUACUGAAUACCUCAAGCGUCAUGGUCAAGAGAUUGAGCAAGCCCACUUUUUCGAAAAUGGUGGUUACUCUGUUAUGCCUGCCAAGUCGACCUAUUCUUCAGUGGUGCACGCUCCUGCAUCCAAUGAGCCCUAUGCUAAGAUCUCUGGCGACUUCAACCCUAUUCACGUCAACCCUUACUUUGCUGACCUUGCCAAUUUGCCUGGUACCAUCACCCAUGGCAUGUGGACAAGUGCUUCAACUCGCAAGUUUGUUGAGAUCUUCGCUGCUGACAACAAUCCUCAACGUGUGGUUGCCUAUGAUGUCAAGUUUAUGGGUAUGGUGCUUCCCUCUGAUCGCCUUGAAACCAAGUUGUCCCAUAUUGGUAUGAAGAAUGGUCGCAAGAUUAUCAAGGUUGAGACCGUCAACCAAAAUGGGGACAAGAUUGUUGAAGGAAGUGCUGAGGUGGAGCAGCCUACCACUGCCUAUGUUUUCACUGGUCAAGGUUCUCAAGAACAAGGUAUGGGUAUGGCAUUGUAUGCUAGCUCCCCUGUUGCCAAGGAUAUUUGGGAUCGUGCAGAUGCCCAUUUCAUGAAGAAUUAUGGCUUCUCGAUCAUUGAGAUUGUGCGUGACAACCCCAAGGAAAAGACUGUGCACUUUGGUGGUCCUCGUGGCAAUGCUAUUCGCCAAAACUAUAUGAGCAUGACUUAUGAUGUUGUCGAAUCCGAUGGCAGCACCAAGACUUUGCCUUUGUUCCCCAACAUCACCGAUCGCACUUCCUUCUACACCUUCCGAUCGCCCAAUGGUUUGUUGUCAGCUACCCAAUUCACUCAGCCUGCUUUGACUUUGAUGGAGAAGGCUGCUUUCGAAGACAUGCGUGCCAAGGAGCUUAUUCAAUCGGAUUGUGCUUUUGCUGGUCACUCCCUUGGUGAAUACUCCGCAUUGGCUGCCGUUGGUAACGUGUUGCCUAUUGAGUCAUUGGUGGAUGUUGUCUUCUAUCGUGGUAUGACCAUGCAAUCCGCUGUGCAACGUGAUGCCGAAGGUCGAUCCAAUUAUGGUAUGGCUGCUGUCAACCCUGCUCGUGUCUCCAAGACUUUCAACGAUACCGCUUUACGCUAUGUUGUCGAUUCCAUUGCUCGUCAAAGCAAUGAUGUCCUUGAGAUUGUCAACUUUAACGUUGAAAAUUGGCAAUACGUUGCUGCUGGUUCUUUGCCUAACCUUGACGUCUUGACCAAUGUGCUCAACUUUAUCAAGAAAUCAGACAUUGACUUGCAAAAGCUUAUGACCACCAUGCCUUUGGAGGAUGUCAAGAAGCAUUUGACCGAAAUCAUUGAUGGUGCCAUUGAAAAGACCAAUGCUAAGAAGGCUGCCACUGGUCGUGUCCAAUUGGAGCGUGGCUAUGCUACUGUGCCAUUGCCUGGUAUUGAUGUACCUUUCCACUCAAGCUUCUUGCUUAGCGGUGUUGCACCUUUCCGUACCUAUUUGGCAAAGAAGAUCAACCCAACCUACAUCAACGUGGCUCAACUCAGCGAAAAGUACAUUCCCAACUUGACAGCUCAACCCUUCAGCAUUGAAAAGGAGUACAUUGAGAAUGUCUACAGCUUGACUUCCAGCCCUCGUCUCGGCAAGGUUCUUAAGAAUUGGACUGAUGACAAGUAUUCUACUCCUGGUCAACAACAACGUCUUGGUUACAUUUUGCUUGUCGAAUUGCUUGCCUAUCAAUUUGCUUCACCUGUGCGUUGGAUCGAGACUCAAGAUCAGCUCUUCAAGUACUUCAAGGUCGAGCGUCUUAUUGAAUUGGGUCCUUCACCUACUUUGUGUGGCAUGGCAACUCGUACUCUCAACUUGAAGUAUCAAGCUUAUGAUGAUGCUUUGAUCAACCGCCGCCAAAACUUGUGCGUUUCCAAGAAUGCUACCGAGAUCUAUUAUCAAUUUGAGGAUACUGCUGUUGAAGAAGAGCCUGCACCUGCUGCUGCAUCAGCCCCUGCAGCUGCUCCUGCUGCUCCUGUUGCUGCACCACCACCCAUGCCCGCUGCUGCUGCACCUGCAGCUCCUGUUAGUGAUGCUCCUGUUACUGCUACUGAGAUCAUUCACGUGGUGGUUGCUCAAAAGCUCAAGAAGUCUGUUGAUGAAGUUCCACUUAACAAGACCGUCAAGGAAUUGGUUGGUGGCAAGUCCACUCUUCAAAACGAAAUUCUUGGUGAUUUGCAAAAGGAGUUCCCUAGUGGUGUACCUGAAAAGGCUGAAGAGACAAGUCUUGAAGAGUUGGGUGCUUCAUUGAAUGGCAGCUUCCCUGGUACUCUUGGCAAGCAUACAAGUGCCUUGGUGGCUAAGAUGAUCAGCUCCAAGAUGCCUGGUGGUUUCAGCCUUAGCAGUGCCAAGUCCUAUUUGUCAUCCAAGUAUGGUCUCGGCAGUGGUCGUACCGAAGGUGUCUUGUUGAUGGGUCUUACUAUGGAACCUGCUUCUCGUCUUGGUUCCGAAGGUGAUGCCAAAUCAUGGUUGGAUACUGUUGCUCAAGCCUAUGCCAAGAAGGCUGGUAUCAGCUUAUCUGCUGGUGGUGCUGCUGCAGCUGGUGCUCCUAUGAUGGCUGCAUUUGCUGCUCCUGCUGCUGCUGGUCCAGCUCCUGUUGCUGAUGCUCCUAUUACUGCUACUGAAGUUAUCCAUGUGGUCAUUGCCCAAAAGCUCAAGAAGUCUGUUGAUGAGGUGCCAACAAGCAAGGGUAUCAAGGAUUUGGUUGGUGGUAAAUCCACUCUUCAAAAUGAGAUUCUUGGUGAUUUGCAAAAGGAAUUCGGAAGCGGUGUGCCUGAAAAGGCUGAAGAGACUCCUAUUGAAGAAUUGGGUGCUUCGUUGAACGGCAGCUUCCCUGGUACUCUUGGCAAGCAUACAAGUGCUUUGGUUGCUAAGAUGAUUAGCUCCAAGAUGCCUGGUGGUUUCACUCUUAGCGCUGCCAAGUCUCAUCUUUCAUCCACUUGGGGUCUUGGUCCCGGUCGUACUGAAGGUGUUUUGUUGAUGGGUCUUACCAUGGAGCCUGCUUCUCGUCUUGGUUCAGAUGCUGAUGCCAAGUCAUGGUUGGAUUCUGUUGCCCAAGCUUAUGCUAAGAAGGCUGGUAUCUCAUUGUCUCAAGGUGGUGCUGCCGGUGGUGCUGGUGCUGGUAUGGCUGGCAUGAUGAUCAACACUGAAGAGCUUGAUGCCCUCAAGGCUAAGCAAGAUGCAUUGAUCUAUCAACAAUUGAACUUGUAUGCUCGCUAUUUGCAAAAGGAUCUUCGUGAUGGUCACAAGAAGUACGAGGAGGAAAAGACCACCACCCAAAAGUUGCAAGCUGAAUUGGAUCAAUGGCUCGCUGAACAUGGUGAUAUUUAUGCUGAUGGCAUCAAGCCCAUCUUUAGCAGCUUCAAGGCUCGUCGCUAUGAUUCGUACUGGAACUGGGUCCGUCAAGAUGCUUUGGAGAUGUGGUACGAUAUCAUCUUUGGCAAGCUUGCUAUUGUUGAUCGUGAAGUCACUGCCAAGUGCUUGCACAUCAUGACUCGUGCCUACCCUGGUUUGAUCGACUACAUGCGUUACAAUGUUGAGAAUUGUGCUGGUGACAAGGGUGAAACCUAUCACUUGGCUAAGGAAUUCGGUCAAGCUUUGAUUGAGAAUUGCGUGGAAGUGCUCGCUGUUGAUCCCGUUUACAAGGAUGUGAGCUUCCCCACUGGUCCUCAAACUACUAUCACUGAAAAGGGCGAUAUUCAAUACAAUGAAGUCCCUCGUCCUGGUUGCCGCAAGCUCGCUGAUUAUGUCAAGGACAUGGCUUCUGGUAGCAAGAUCACCGAGUACUCCAACCGCCUCAAGGUGCAACAGAAUCUUGGCCGCAUUUACAAGAUCAUUCGCAACCAAAACAAGAUGAAGAAGUCCUCCAAGGUUGCCAUUCGCGAGUUGUAUGGCGAUGUGCUUCGUGCAAUGUCCAUGUCCAACACCAUUGUCAAGGAGAAUCGUGGCCGUCAACGUCGUUUGUCAUCCACUGUACGCACUGCUGAGCACAAGCGCAUUUCUGCCAAGUCUGCCAAGUCUGAGACCAUUCCUUUCUUGCAUCUCAAGAAGAAGAACGUCAACGAUCCUAGUGGAUGGGAGUUCAGCAGCCGUUUGACUACCACUUACUUGGAUGUCCUUGGUGAAGUUGCUGAUGAAGGUAUCACCUUUGCUGAAAAGUGCGUCUUGUUGACUGGUGCUGGCCGUGAUUCCAUUGGCUCAGAGGUCCUUAAGGGUCUUUUGUCGGGUGGUGCCAAGGUCGUGGUGACCACAUCUCGUUUCAGUCGCCAAGUUACCGAAUACUUCCAAUCCAUCUAUCACACCUAUGGCUCUCGUGGUUCUCAAUUGGUCGUUGUUCCCUUCAAUCAAGGUUCCAAGCAAGAUGUCGACGCCAUUGUCAACUACAUCUACGACCCCAAGGGCUUGAACUGGGAUUUGGAUUGUGUUAUUCCAUUUGCUGCUAUCCCUGAAAACGGCCGUGAAAUCGAUUCCAUUGACUCCAAGUCUGAACUUGCCCAUCGUAUCAUGUUGACCAACUUGUUGCGUUUGCUUGGUAACGUCAAGUCCCACAAGCAACAAAUUGGAUCCGAUACUCGCCCUGCUCAAGUCAUCUUGCCAUUGUCCCCCAACCAUGGUCUCUUUGGUAGCGAUGGCUUGUACAGUGAAUCCAAGAUUGCCCUUGAAACUCUCUUCAACCGUUGGUAUUCUGAAAGCUGGUCAAGCUACCUCUUGAUCACUGGUGCUGUCAUUGGCUGGACCCGUGGUACUGGUUUGAUGAGUGCUAACAACAUGGUGGCCGAGGGUAUGGAGAAGCUUGGUAUCCGCACUUUCUCUACUGUUGAAAUGUCCUUCAACAUCCUUGGUCUUAUGCACCCCACGAUUGUUGAGUUGUGCCAAAACGAACCUGUGUGGGCCGAUUUGAACGGUGGCUUCCAAUUCAUCCCUGAAUUGAACAAGGUCAGCGCCAACUUGCGUCAAGAGAUUCGUGAGACUGCCGAUAUCCGCAAGGCUGUCGAUGCCGAGAAUGCCCUUGAUUUCAAGAUUGUCUAUGGUGAAGAAGCUGAACGCAAGUACAAGCCUCACAAGAUCACUCCUCGUGCCAACAUGAAGUUCGACUUCCCCAAGCUCAAGGAAUAUGACACCCUCAAGCAUCUUAGCCAUCUCAAGGGUAUGCUUGAUCUUGACAAGGUUGUGGUUGUUACUGGUUUCGGUGAAGUAUCGCCAUGGGGUAACGCUCGUACUCGUUGGGAGAUGGAAGCCAAUGGUGAAUUCUCUUUGGAGGGUUGCAUCGAAAUGGCUUGGAUCAUGGGUUACAUCAAGCACUUCCACGGCAAGCUCAAGGAUGGUACCGCUUACUCUGGUUGGGUGGAUGCCAAGUCCAAUGAACCUGUCAAGGAUAAGGAUGUCAAGGCCAAGUAUGAGAAGCAAAUUUUGGAACACAGUGGUAUCCGUCUCAUUGAUCCUACUGUCAUGAAUGGCUACGAUCCCAACAAGAAGAUGCUUAUGCAAGAAAUUAUUGUGGACCAUGACUUGGAACCAUUUGCUUGCAGCAAGGAAGAAGCUGAAUACUUCAAGGCUCAACAAGGUGACCAUGCUGAUGUCUAUGAGAGCGGUGAUGGUGAAUGGGUUGUUGUCCUCAAGAAGGGAUCCACUUUGUUUGUGCCCAAGGCCUUGCGUUUCGAUCGUCUUGUUGCUGGUCAAAUUCCUACUGGUUGGGAUCCUGCUCGCUAUGGUGUGCCUAAGGAUAUCAUUGAUCAAGUUGACCCUGUGUCAUUGUUCAACAUCAUCUCCACUGUUGAGGCAUUCGUUUCUUCUGGUAUCACUGAUCCUUACGAGUUCUACAAGUAUGUCCACGUCUCCGAGAUUGGUAACGCUACUGGCUCUGGUGUUGGUGGUCAACGUGCUCAACGUGGUCUUUUCCGUGAUCGUUUGCUUGACAAGCCUGUCCAAAAGGAUAUCCUUCAAGAAUCUUUCAUCAACACUGUCCCUGCAUGGAUCAACUUGCUUUUGUUGUCUGCCUCUGGUCCUAUCAAGACUCCUGUCAAUGCAUGUGCCACCUCUGCUGUGUCCGUUGAAGUUGCUAUUGACACCAUCAUGACCGGCAAGGCCAAGAUUAUGAUUGCUGGUGCCACUGAAGAUAUCACUGAGGAGUCCAGCUACGAAUUCGCCAACAUGAAGGCUACUUCCAAUGCUGUUGAUGAAUUCAAGCAUGGCCGUACACCUGCUGAAAUGUCGCGUCCUACAACUACUACUCGCAAUGGUUUCAUGGAAGCUCAUGGCUCUGGUAAUCAUAUUCUCAUGUCGGCAUCCACUGCUAUCGAGAUUGGUGCUCCUAUUUAUGGUAUCGUUGCUAUGACCAAUACUGCCACUGAUAAGGAAGGUCGCUCCAUUCCUGCUCCUGGUGCUGGUAUCUUGACCACUGCUCGUGAAAGCACUCGCAAGCGUGCAUCGCCCUUGUUGAACUUCAACUACCGUGCUCGUCAACUCAAGGCUCGUCGUGCCCAAAUCAAUGCUUGGCUUGAGAGUGAAUACGACAUGUUGCGUGAAGAAUUGGAAGAACUCAAGGCUGCUGGUGAAUUGAAUGAGGAUGAGGAGAAGAGCUUCUUGGCUGAGCGUACCGAUUUCUUGCACAAGGAGGCUAAGCGUCAAGAAAAGGAAGCACUUGCCACAUGGAACAUGGACUUCUAUCGCCAAGAUUCCACCAUUGCUCCUUUGCGUGGUGCCCUUGCUGUUUACGGUUUGACUGUGGAUGACAUUGGUGUUGCUUCCUUCCACGGCACUUCCACCAAGGCCAAUGAUAAGAACGAAUCACGUGUAUUGAAUGAACAACUCAAGCAUCUUGGUCGCUCCAAGGGUAACGCUUUGCUUGCUAUCACCCAAAAGUACCUUACUGGUCACCCCAAGGGUCCUGCUGCUUCAUGGAUGGCCAAUGGUAUGAUUCAAUGCCUGAACAGUGGUAUCGUUCCUGGUAACCGAAAUGCCGAUAAUGUCGACGAGGUGCUCAAGGAGUUUGAAUACAUUGUGUACCCAUCUCGCAGCAUUCAAACCGAUGGCCUUAAGGCAGGUCUCUUGAAGUCAUUUGGUUUCGGUCAAGCUGGUGGUGAGAUCCUUAUCAUCCAUCCCGAUUACGUUCUUGGUGCACUUGAAGAACACGAAUACAACAGCUACAAGGCUAAGAAUGCUCAACGUUAUGCCAAGGCUUACCGCUACUUGCAUGAUUCGCUUACUGGUGUUGGUGACUUUAUCCAAGUCAAGGAUGCUGCUCCAUACACUGAUGAGCUUGAAUACAAGGUGUACCUCAACCCCAACGCUCGUGCUCAAUACUCCAAGGAUAAGAAGACAUGGUUGUUCGAUGCCAAGUCUGUGGCUCUUCAACCUGAGCUCCAAGGCGAUGUUGAAUCGACUAAGGCUGUCCUUGCUUCACUCACUGAACAACAAGCUGGCAAGAAGGGUGUUGGUGUCGAUGUUGAAUUGUGCUCCCAUGUGAAUGCCGAUAAUCAAACCUUUGUUGAACGCAACUUUACCACCGCUGAAGUCCAAUAUUGUCGCGGUCGCCCUGAUGUUCAAGCAAGCUUUGCUGGUCGCUGGUCUGCCAAGGAAGCCGUUUUCAAGGCUAUCUCCACUUAUGGCAAGAUCCAAUCUGAAGGUGCCGGUGCUCCUCUCAAGGAAAUUGAAAUCAUUGCAGAUGAAGUUGGAGCUCCUCAAGUUGUUCUUUCUGGCAAGGCCAAGGAAGCCGCUUCUGCCGCUGGUAUCAAUACCAUCAAUGUUUCCAUUAGCCAUAGUGGCCCUUACAGCGUUGCUGUUGCAUUGGCUCAAUAA